Salvia miltiorrhiza (redroot sage) is the source of this 1099-nucleotide messenger RNA. Its product is annotated as B3 domain-containing protein At5g18090-like. NCBI's taxonomy places the organism in Eukaryota, Viridiplantae, Streptophyta, Magnoliopsida, Lamiales, Lamiaceae. Gene Ontology annotation, molecular function: DNA binding. Bases 90 to 908 code for a protein of 272 amino acids. The transcript is spliced from 5 exons. The record is from RefSeq and is a predicted model, not a curated record.
AAUUAUUCCAAAAAAUAAAAGGUAAAAAACCCACAUAAAAAAAAAGUCGAAAAGAGGAGUAGAGUCAUAAAAAGGUUUUAAGCGAAGUGAUGAUGAAACGCAAGCGAGGCCGUCCCAGAAAGAUUCAUUCCAAUAAUCUAGAUGAAGAAAUAGUGAAUGGAAAUGAUAAUUUACCAGAGUUCUUCAAGAUUUACAUGUCAGCUUUGAGUUCCAAAUUGCUGAGAAUUCCUCCUGAUUUUAUUGAGAAAUUUGGUGGGAAUAUUCCCACCACGUGUACCAUAGAGAGGCAGCCACGUGGAGUCUCUUGGCAAGUUGAGCUCAAUAGGGUGAAUGAUGGAUGGUUUUUCCAAAAGGGUUGGCCUAAUUUUGUGGAAGAUAAUUUGCUAAGAGAGGGUGAUUUUCUCACAUUUUGCUAUCAUGGUAAAUCCCUAUUUUAUGUCAAGAUAUUCUCACCAAAUGGCUGUGAAAAAGAAGGAGCUAGCAGCAGCAGGCUUGAUGAAUCUUCUCCAUCUGUCAAAAUAUGUGCAGACACUUAUGAGACGAAGCGGAAGCAUCGGCGGCGAAUUUCAUCAAGAUGGGGAAGUUCAGUGGCAUAUAUCAAUGGAAACCCUAGUUUCUCAAUUGUGCUAAUGAAGACACACAUAAAAAGCCGGGCUAUGUGUAUACCGACGCCGUUUUGGAGUGCACACAUGAAAACGAUUAUAACAUCAAGAAAGGAGGCUACUCUUUGGGUGGAAAAUAAAGCAUGGAAUGUGGGAAUUGUGUAUUAUGAUAAUAAAGUUCUAUUUCAAAAAGGUUGUGCCCAAUUUUUCAAAGAUAAUUCUAUCAAAGUUGGGACUUCAUGCACUUUUCAACUCAUCGAUCCGGACCAAUUUUCUUUCAGAGUCACGUCUCGUAUCGACAAUUAGGUCGGGUUUAAGUGGUAAAGAUGAGACAUUCUAAAAUUUCGGAUCAGAGAUCUUUUGUUUGAGUCUCGCUGAAGUAUGAUUGUCUUUCCGUUUAUUUGGAUAUGACAUGGUUUGUAUUGAUUUGAUUAUUGAGAGUUAUGUUUUCUAAAUCACUCUCUCAAUUAAUGGAUCCUUUUAUAUAUUACUAUUGU